AUGGCCGCGGUCGACCCGACUUAUCCCAGCUAUCCUAUUGCAUGCAGUUUGGCUACUGCCUUAAUGGUGCUUGUUUUAUCGACGAAUUUUGUCCGGAAAAGCUGGAACCUUGGCAUCACCUUUCUGUGCGCCUGGAUAGCUAUCGAAACGCUCAACCAGGCCAUCAACACAGUCGUGUGGUCCAAUAACACCGACAUAAAACUAUAUGUCUACUGUGACAUCUUCACUCGUCUUAUGGUCGCCGCGAACGCUGGAGUCGGCAUUGCGCCCUUGCUCAUCACGCGACGUCUUUACCUGAUCGCUACACUGCAGUCCGCCAGUCUAUCGAUAUCCACCCAAGCGCGGCAUUGGGACAGGAUCUUAGAGUGGACACUCGGACUAGGAUGGCCUCUUGUGAGCGCGGGCCCUAUCUACUAUGUUAUGGAGACCGAGCGUUUUGAAGUGCUCGAGGGGGAAGGAUGCUCAAACGUAUUCGAUGGCUCGAUACUCUUCAUCAUUCUCUCAGAGGUCUGGAGUCUACUUCCCGGUCUCAUCUCCGUUCUCAUUUACUACCCGAAAGUCGCCUCCACAUUUUAUCGUCAUGGGAGAGACGUCAAUCAAUUCUUACGCAGUAACGGGUCUGUGUCGCGCACGAGCUACAUGCACGUUUUGGCCAUCGCCAGCAUCAACCUCUUGUUGACGUUACCCAUCGGACUCGUGACUUUGGCCUUCUCUCUGCGCAGUCAAAUGGACGUGAUAAAGACUUUCCCCUUCUACUCAGGUUGGAAGGCUGAUCACUCUGAUUGGACCCCGACAACUGCCCCAUAUCCUGGCGCUACGUUCCAUGGUACAUAUCUCGUCUUUUACUGGUACUGGGGUCUAUGGACGGCACCUGUGACGGCAUUCGUUAUCUUCGGUCUCUUCGGCCUGACGAAAGAAGCUCGCACAUCAUACUGGCAGAUCAUCUGCACCAUAGGCAAUUGUUUUGGAUGGAAGCCCGCGUCAAUUGCUCAAAAGAAAGGUCAAGAGCUGGGCACGAUCGAAUUCGGCGAACGUCCAAUGGAGGAAAUUUCGCUCGGCUCAGGGACGGGAACUUCGAACAUUGUCAACGUCGAAUGCAGCCGUCUUGAACCUGAUGCCGGACGCGGAGCUGGGAGCGCAGUGAGCGAGACAACCUUGGAUACCAGCAAGGAUGGAAGUCUUGUCUACCACACUUCUGGCGAGGAAGGGGAGCUACAGGAGCUUCACGUCAUGGAGGCAGAGGCAGAGGGCGCCGGUGAAGCUGUCAAUCCGUUGGAAUAUUGA
This is a messenger RNA of Peniophora sp. CBMAI 1063, 1284 nucleotides long. Lineage: Eukaryota; Fungi; Basidiomycota; Agaricomycetes; Russulales; Peniophoraceae. The record is from the annotation of a GenBank genome assembly.